Molecule: messenger RNA, 4892 nt
Organism: Amblyraja radiata (thorny skate)
Lineage: Eukaryota; Metazoa; Chordata; Chondrichthyes; Rajiformes; Rajidae
Product: adenylate cyclase type 1
Exons: 20
Coding region: 143-3481 (1112 amino acids)
Biological process (GO): cAMP biosynthetic process; intracellular signal transduction; adenylate cyclase-activating G protein-coupled receptor signaling pathway
Cellular component (GO): plasma membrane
Molecular function (GO): adenylate cyclase activity
Source: RefSeq, a predicted model, not a curated record
UGAGUACAAACCACCGAAUCCAUUCUCAAAAGUCGGGCAGAGCCGCGGGCUGCCAGACCGCCCGGCAGGGAACCCCGAGGGCGUAUAAGGGGCUUUUUUUGUUGCUCCCCCUACGUUUAAUUCUUACUUGGAUGGCAAUGCUAUGGAGGAAGUACCGCUUCGUAAAGUCAAGACCAGGAGGAAGAAGUGUCCGUGUGUCCCGGGGAUACCUCUGGACCCCGCGGGCUGCGAGGACGAGUUCGAUUGCAAGGAGCUGGAGUUGCUCUUCCAGAAUUACAACCUGAAGCUGGAGCAGACGGCCACCCUGAAAGCGCUGGCCGUGCUCAUCAUCAUGACGGCCACGCUGGCCAUGGUAGAGUUAAUGUCCGGACCCAGCCUCACCAUCUCCAAGGGCUCGCACCCGGUGCACUGCAUCAUCUUCGUGUCGCUCUUCAUCGUGACCAACGUGAAGUAUCUACAGGUCACCCAGCUGCAGCAGAUCGUCAAGCUCACUCUGCUCUUUGCCUUCACCUUCUCAUUCCUCUGCUGCCCCUUCUCCCUGGGAGCCUACGGCUUGGAGCCACCCACCUCCCCCGAGCACGGCAUGUGGCAGCUCAUGUUGGUCACUUUCGUCGCCUACUCGCUGAUGCCAGUGCGGACCUUACUGGCCAUCGUCUUCGGGCUGGUGGUGGCCGUGUCCCACAUCAUAGUCACCGCCACCUCGGUCACUUCCAGGAGGCAGCGGCUCUGGCGCACGCUUGUGGCCAAUGCUGUUCUGUUUGCCAGCGUGAAUAUGUCCGGGGUGUUUGUCAGGAUCCUGACGGAGAGAGCCCAGAGGAAAACCUUCCUGCAAGCGAGGAACUGCAUCGAGGAACGCCUCCGUCUAGAGGAUGAAAAUGAAAAACAGGAACGACUUCUAAUGAGCCUGUUGCCCAGAAAUGUAGCAAUGGAAAUGAAGGAAGAUUUCCUAAAACCUCCAGAAAGGAUAUUUCAUAAAAUAUACAUCCAAAGACACGACAAUGUCAGCAUCCUGUUUGCAGAUAUUGUGGGUUUCACAUGUUUGGCAUCGCAGUGCACCGCACAAGAAUUAGUAAAGCUUUUAAAUGAACUCUUUGGCAAGUUUGACGAGCUGGCCACGGAGAACCACUGUAGAAGAAUUAAAAUCCUUGGAGAUUGUUAUUAUUGUGUAUCAGGCUUAACUCAACCGAAAACAGACCAUGCUCAUUGCUGUGUUGAAAUGGGAUUAGACAUGAUUGACACAAUCACGUCUGUGGCCGAAGCCACUGAAGUUGAUCUCAAUAUGCGUGUGGGUCUGCACACUGGAAGAGUGCUGUGUGGAGUCCUUGGUCUCCGCAAGUGGCAGUAUGACGUGUGGUCCAAUGACGUCACCUUGGCAAAUGUAAUGGAAACAGGUGGUCUUCCUGGAAAGGUUCAUAUAACAAAGACCACCUUGGAGUGCCUGAAUGGAGAUUAUGAAGUUGAAGCAGGAUAUGGGCAUGAGAGAAACAGUUUCCUUAAAAAGCAUAACAUUGAAACCUUCUUCAUCGUGCCCUCUCAUCGAAAGAAAAUUUUUCCAGGGUUGAUCCUUUCAGACAUAAAGCCAGCAAAGAGAAUGAAAUUUAAAACAGUGUGCUACUUAUUGGUUCAACUCAUGCACUGUCGAAAGAUGUUCAAAGCUGAAAUCCCCUUUUCUAAUGUGAUGACAUGUGAAGAUGAUGACAAGAGAAGAGCACUGAGAACAGCAUCUGAAAAAGUCAGGAAUCGAUCAUCAUUUUCUACAAAUGUUAUACAUAACACUCCGGGAUCACGAGUGAAUCGAUACAUCAGCCGCAUGAUUGAAGCUCGGCAAACAGAGUCUGAAAUGGCAGAUUUACAUUUUGUUACUUUAACAUACAAACAAGCCGAAAGGGAGAAAAAAUAUCAUCAGCUUCAUGAUGAAUAUUUUACCAGUGCAGUCAUCCUCUCUUUGAUACUUGCUGCCUUAUUUGGACUUCUGUAUCUUCUCAUAAUACCACAGAGCACAGUCGUCCUUGUUCUCCUGGUAUUCUGCAUUUGCUUCCUAGUUGCAUGUAUCUUGUAUCUCCAUGUCACACGAGUACAGUGUUUUCCAGGAUGCUUGACAAUACAAAUUCGAACCAUUAUCUUCAUCUUCAUAGUCGUAUUGACUUAUGCUGUAGCCCAGGGAUGUGUGGUUGGCUGCAUGCCUUGGGUAUGGACCACCAACUCCAGCACCUCCAUCAUUAUUAUUGCUCCUGAUGGACUCAAUAAAACAAUGACUGAGUUGCCUUGUGACGCAGCUCAUUAUGCUUUUCUUGCUUGUGUUGUCGGAACGCUAAGUCUUGCAGUAUUCCUCCGUGUCUCUUCAUUACCAAAGAUGAUCCUCCUGCUCAUCGUCACUGUUUUGUAUAUAGUAGUUUUUGAGAUUAGUGGAUACAGAAGAGCAAUGGGAGGCGGAGCGAUUUAUAUAAGAGGAUUUGAAUCCAUUUUAGCAAUCCUGCUUUUCGCUUGUGCUCUUGGACUUCAUUCCAGACAGUUAGACCUAAAGCUGAGAUUAGACUACCUCUGGGCAGCGCAGGCUGAAGAAGAGAGAGAUGACAUGGAACGUGUAAAGCUCGAUAACAAACGGAUUCUCUUUAAUUUAUUGCCAGCACAUGUCGCACAACAUUUUCUAUUGUCUAAUCCACGGAAUAUGGACCUCUACUACCAGUCAUAUUCUCAAGUGGGUGUGAUGUUUGCCUCAAUUCCCAAUUUUAAUGACUUUUAUAUUGAACUAGAUGGUAAUAACAUGGGAGUUGAAUGUUUGCGCCUCCUGAAUGAAAUAAUCGCUGAUUUUGAUGAGCUAAUGGACAAAGACUGCUACAAGGACAUAGAGAAAAUCAAAACGAUUGGCAGCACUUACAUGGGAGCGGUUGGACUCGUACCUACAACUGGGACCAAGGCAAAACGAUCAAUUUAUGCACAUCUGAGUACUCUGGCAGAAUUUGCAAUAGAAAUGUUUGAUGUUCUGGAUGAAAUCAAUUACCAGUCAUACAAUGACUUUGUCUUGAGAGUUGGAAUAAAUGUUGGGCCUGUUGUGGCGGGUGUGAUUGGGGCAAGAAGACCACAGUACGAUAUAUGGGGAAACACUGUUAAUGUUGCCAGCAGAAUGGAUAGCACUGGAGUUCAAGGCAAAAUACAAGUAACAGAAGAUGUCCACCGAAUACUCAAUAAGUGUAAUUAUGAGUUUAUCUGUCGCGGCAAAGUCAGUGUGAAAGGAAAAGGAGAAAUGCUGACAUACUUCCUUGAAGGGAAACCGAAUACUAAUCCACAAGCAAGCUCAACAAACAUAGGGAGAAAAGCGUUCUCAUGUGGAAGGGCAAAACUGGGGACCAGCUGCCCUUCCGUGUCGUCAGUGGCCAGCUUCAGAGUAAAGGCAGGACUUGGGGCACUUCAGGCGGCUACGAUGCAAACAACUCAGCCUGUGCAUUGUGCUCCACCCAUACCUGUUGUUGAACAAGCAUAGCAAAUGUUGGCACAAAACCGAAGUCCGCAUCGCGAGCUGUCCAAAGGGAGAAGAUCAGUUAAUGAUCAUGCAAGAAGAUUCUGACGUUUGGAAGUCAGGCACAGAAGAGCGGAAUGUUCUCCUGGAACGGGCACCAGAAUUAUAUGGGUCACAAACCACAGGAAUUAUUGCGAUUAAAACCAAAGACUGAAACUUUGGGUCUUGUGAGAAACAUUGCUUGGAAUGGAUGGCAAAUUAAGGGCUAACUAUUUGUUAGAAUCAGCAAAGAACUACAUUUUGGACAUAGUAAAUUAUCUUUUUAAGUAAAAUAAAGAAUCUUAGAAGGCUUAAUAAAUUAUAACUAGAAUUUGUAUGUUAUAGCAUUUCUCUGCAUGUUUUCUAAAUGUGCACAAACAUUUUACCAGAUGACAUUAAGUUAUAAAAUAACUACUUUUUACUUCGGCUGCCAAUAGAUGUGUCCACACAUUAUCAGAAUAUCCAUUUAAUAUUGCCUUAUUUAUUUUCUGUUUCCUUUGUUUAACAUUUUCAAUGCCUGCCUUUUUCAAACCGUUCUCUGCAAGAUUUUAUGGUACGUAAUCUCUGUAAAUAAUUUAUUGAUUAUACAGUAUGGAUUGUGUAUGAUAUUUUUUAAAAAGCACAUGUCAAGUGAAUAUUUAAUUAACUUUUAUAACAAAGUUUUAUUUAUGUAAGCAUGACUGUUAAUGUGCUUUAAAAACCGGGAUUCUUCUUUUGUUGACAUCCACAACAUAUGUUCAAACCUAUUAAAUAUCAAAGGUACAGAACUCCCAAUGAUUAUAGAUAAUCUUUGCCAGAAGGUUACUGGAGCACUAACUAAAUAGUGAAAGUCUUUUUCUAGCAUUGUGUCCCUGUAACUAUUACUCAGUAGCAAUAAACUUGAGCUUUAAGAAUAUGUAUUGAGUAUUCCGUAGAGAGAAAGGGAUGUUAUUAAGUUCAUUCUGCACUAUCAACUGAUAUUUUCACAAUCUAAUCAGUGUAGGCAUCAUAUAACAAAGACAGCAAUCUGCAGGUGGGAGAAGCAGAUUGGGAAUUGUUAACUUUUUUCAAGCAUUGUGGCCUCUGUACUUAAGUCAAAUAUUUUACAAACCAUUAAUUUUAUGCUAUGUCACACAACUAAAACCAUUGCUACGAGUUUCAUUUUUUAAGAACUGCAACUAGCUUGCUGAUUUUCCAUAUUUAAAUACGGGUCUUUUUAUGUGCAUAUUGAAUAUUGUAAAAUAUCUUUCAGUCUCUUUUGGAACUGUAAGGAUUAGCUAAAGAAUCUGAUAUUUGUCCGACCUUUUAUGUUAAAAGUGGAUAAUAUUCAUUGAAAUGUUAAAUGUGAAUGUAAAUUUCUAAUUAUAACUUUUUAUACUGAGUGUUUGCACUAUUAUAAUUUCCUUUGGGUCGAAUG